CAAAAAGCAGUGUUACGUGCUUUUUGCUAACGAUCACAAACCUGAAAUUGUGGACUUUUUUUUUUUUUUAAAUAAAUCGAUUUAUUAUCAUAAUUUUUUAGAAACUUUUACGAGGGAAAAUGGCGUCCACAGCAGCAGGAAAACAGAGAAUACCGAAAGUGGCGAAGGUGAAAAACAAAGCUCCGGCUGAAGUUCAGAUCACUGCAGAACAGCUGCUCAGAGAAGCCAAAGAGAGGGAGCUUGAACUUUUGCCACCUCCACCUAAACAGAAGAUCACAGACAAGGAAGAGCUCAAUGAUUACAAACUCAGGAAGAGGAAGGGCUUUGAGGACAAUAUCAGGAAGAAUCGCACUGUCAUCAGCAACUGGAUUAAAUACGCACAAUGGGAGGAAAGCCUGAAGGAGAUUCAGAGGGCUCGUUCCAUUUACGAGCGAGCGUUAGAUGUUGACCACCGCAACGUCACCCUGUGGCUCAAAUAUGCAGAAAUGGAGAUGAAAAAUCGGCAGGUGAACCACGCCCGCAAUAUAUGGGACAGAGCCAUCACCAUCCUGCCACGAGUCAACCAGUUCUGGUACAAGUACACGUACAUGGAAGAGAUGUUGGGGAACAGCGCCGGCUGCAGGCAGGUGUUUGAACGUUGGAUGGAGUGGGAGCCCGACGAACAGGCCUGGCACUCUUACAUCAACUUUGAGCUCCGCUACAAGGAAGUUGAAAAAGCUCGCGCCAUUUAUGAGCGAUUUGUUAUGGUUCACCCAGAAGUGAAAAACUGGAUUAAGUAUGCUCGUUUUGAGGACAAGCAUGGUUACAUCGCCCACAGCCGGAAAGUUUACGAGAGGGCGGUGGAAUUCUUUGGACAGGAUCACCUGGACGAAAACCUGUUUGUGGCUUUUGCCCGAUUUGAGGAAAUGCAGAAAGAAUUUGAGCGAGUUCGAGUAAUUUACAAGUAUGCCUUGGACAGAAUUCCCAAACAACAAGCACAAGAGCUCUUCAAAAACUACACAGUGUUUGAGAAGAAGUUUGGAGACAGGAAGGGUAUUGAGGACGUCAUCGUCAGCAAGAGACGCUUCCAGUAUGAAGAGGAAGUCAAGGCAAACCCACACAACUACGACGCGUGGUUCGAUUACCUGCGUCUGGUGGAGAGUGACGCUGAUAUCGAAGCGGUGAGAGAAGUUUACGAGCGGGCCAUCGCCAACCUUCCUCCUGUGGAGGAGAAGAGACACUGGAGACGCUACAUCUACCUGUGGAUCAACUACGCCCUCUUUGAAGAGAUGGAAGCCAAGGACUUUGAAAGAACACGGCAAGUUUAUCAAGUCUGUUUAAAGGUCAUCCCUCACAAAAAGUUCACGUUUGCUAAAAUAUGGCUGCUCUAUGCCAAGUUUGAAAUCAGACAGAAAAACCUGCAGGGAGCCAGAAAAAUUUUGGGUACUGCCAUAGGUAAAUGUCCGAAGAAUAAACUGUUUAAGGGCUAUGUGGAGCUGGAACUGCAGCUCCGCGAGUUCGACCAUUGCAGAAAGCUGUAUGAGAAGUACCUGCAGUUCGACCCGGAAAACUGCACCACAUGGAUGAAGUUUGCAGAGCUGGAGACGAUCCUGGGAGACAUCGACAGAGGACGCGCCAUCUUUGAACUCGCCAUCGGACAGCCACGACUAGACAUGCCCGAGGUUCUGUGGAAGUCCUUCAUUGACUUUGAGAUCGAACAGGAAGAGUUUGAAAACACCAGGAACCUCUACAAAAGGCUGCUACAGCGCACCCAGCAUGUCAAGGUUUGGAUCAGCUAUGCAAAAUUUGAGCUGUCCAUCGACAGCCCUGACCGGUUGCGGAAGUGCCAGCAGAUCUACGAGGAGGCCAACAGGAGUCUGAGGGGCUGCGAGGAGAAGGAGGACCGGCUGAAGCUGCUUGAGUCCUGGAGAGACUUUGAGAGGGAGUUCGGCUCAGACGAGUCCAGGGAGAGAGUCCGGAAAUUGCUGCCGGAGAAGGUGAAGAAGAGGAGGAAGCUUACAGCUGAAGAUGGGUCAGACGCAGGCUGGGAGGAAUACUACGAUUACAUCUUCCCAGAGGACGCUGCCAACCAGCCCAACCUCAAACUACUCGCUAUGGCCAGGAUGUGGAAGAAGAAGGAGGAAAAUGAGCGCCAGGAAGAAGAAUCCACUGUUCAAGAAAAAGAGCCAGCAACUUCUUCUGACAAACUUGUAGCUCUGAAAAGUAAUAAUGUGACUGAAGCCGAGGUGCCACAAUACAACGACCGUGAUGAUGAUGACAGCAGCAGCAGCAGCGAUGAAGAAGAGCAGCCAAAGUCGAAACAGUCCAAGAGCAGUGAUGACGAUAAAAACUAAGUUUGUUUUGUAAGUCCAGGGAUUAAAAUGUAAAGUUUUCUCACACAAAUGUUAAUUUUGUAUUACAUAUUAAAAAACAAAGUUA
Thalassophryne amazonica is the source of this 2418-nucleotide messenger RNA. RefSeq names its product crooked neck pre-mRNA splicing factor 1 (gene crnkl1). The record is from RefSeq and is a predicted model, not a curated record. The transcript has 14 exons. The coding region runs from base 120 to 2333 and encodes 737 amino acids. Gene Ontology annotation, cellular component: Prp19 complex; post-mRNA release spliceosomal complex; precatalytic spliceosome. Gene Ontology annotation, biological process: mRNA splicing, via spliceosome; spliceosomal complex assembly. Lineage: Eukaryota; Metazoa; Chordata; Actinopteri; Batrachoidiformes; Batrachoididae. Gene Ontology annotation, molecular function: protein binding.